Messenger RNA from Otolemur garnettii (small-eared galago), 3578 nucleotides. It is a transcript of the gene RAD21, whose product is annotated as RAD21 cohesin complex component. Gene Ontology annotation, molecular function: protein binding; chromatin binding. The coding region runs from base 286 to 2025 and encodes 579 amino acids. The record is from RefSeq and is a predicted model, not a curated record. The transcript has 13 exons. NCBI's taxonomy places the organism in Eukaryota, Metazoa, Chordata, Mammalia, Primates, Galagidae. Gene Ontology annotation, cellular component: synaptonemal complex; cohesin complex. Gene Ontology annotation, biological process: mitotic sister chromatid cohesion; replication-born double-strand break repair via sister chromatid exchange; synaptonemal complex assembly.
GCGCAGGCGCACAGGUACCAUUUUGACCGUAAACAUCCUGCCGAUUUGAACCGAGGAUUUGGGCGGCAGGAAGAGCUGCUGCGAAGCGGCAGCCAUCUUGUUUGUUUGAGUGAAUCGGAAAGGAGGCGGCGGCUGUGGCUGCAGCUUCUCCCAAGCUACACUUCACAAGGGAUUCCCCCUUUCCCCGCCCCCUCCCCCGACCCUUUUCCCCUCCCCGGGCCACCCAACCCGCCCAACUCCCAGCGAAGAGCAAGGUUGCCUUCUAUUUCAUAGCCAACUGGAACAAUGUUCUACGCACACUUUGUCCUCAGUAAAAGAGGGCCGCUGGCCAAAAUUUGGCUAGCGGCCCAUUGGGAUAAGAAGCUAACCAAAGCCCAUGUGUUUGAGUGUAAUUUGGAAAGCAGUGUGGAGAGUAUCAUCUCACCAAAGGUGAAGAUGGCAUUACGAACGUCAGGACAUCUCUUACUGGGAGUUGUUCGAAUCUAUCACAGGAAAGCCAAAUAUCUUCUUGCUGACUGUAAUGAAGCAUUUAUUAAGAUAAAGAUGGCUUUUCGGCCAGGUGUUGUUGACCUGCCUGAGGAAAAUCGGGAAGCAGCCUAUAAUGCCAUUACUUUACCUGAAGAAUUUCAUGACUUUGAUCAGCCACUGCCUGACUUAGAUGACAUUGAUGUGGCGCAACAAUUCAGCCUGAAUCAGAGCAGGGUGGAAGAGAUAACCAUGAGAGAAGAAGUUGGAAAUAUCAGCAUUUUACAAGAAAAUGAUUUUGGUGACUUUGGAAUGGAUGAUCGUGAGAUAAUGAGAGAAGGCAGUGCUUUUGAGGAUGACGACAUGCUAGUAAGCACUAGUGAUUCUAACCUCCUGUUAGAGCCUGAACAGAGCACCAGCAAUCUGAAUGAGAAAAUCAACCAUUUAGAAUAUGAAGACCAAUAUAAGGAUGAUAAUUUUGGAGAAGGAAAUGAUGGUGGAAUAUUAGAUCCAGUUGAACCCAUGCCAACUAUGACCGACCAAACAACACUUGUUCCAAAUGAAGAAGAAGCAUUUGCAUUGGAACCAAUUGAUAUAACUGUCAAAGAAACAAAAGCCAAGAGGAAGAGGAAGCUAAUUGUUGACAGUGUCAAAGAGCUGGAUAGCAAGACAAUUAGAGCCCAACUUAGUGAUUAUUCUGAUAUUGUUACUACUUUGGAUUUGGCACCACCUACCAAGAAAUUGAUGAUGUGGAAAGAGACAGGAGGAGUGGAAAAACUUUUCUCUUUACCUGCUCAGCCUUUAUGGAAUAACAGACUACUGAAGCUCUUUACCCGCUGUCUUACACCACUUGUACCAGAAGACCUUAGGAAAAGGAGGAAAGGAGGAGAGGCAGAUAAUUUGGAUGAGUUUCUCAAAGAAUUUGAAAAUCCAGAGGUUCCUAGAGAGGACCAGCAGCAACAGCAUCAACAGCGUGAUGUUAUUGACGAGCCCAUUUUGGAAGAGCCAAGCCGCCUCCAGGAAUCAACAAUGGAGACCAGCAGAACGAACUUGGAUGAGUCAGCCAUGCCCCCACCACCACCUCAGGGAGUUAAGCGAAAAGCUGGCCAAAUUGACCCAGAGCCUGUGAUUCCUCCUCAGCAGGUAGAACAGAUGGAAAUACCACCUGUAGAGCUUCCCCCAGAAGAACCUCCAAAUAUCUGUCAGCUAAUACCAGAGUUAGAACUUCUGCCAGAAAAAGAGAAGGAGAAAGAAAAGGAAAAAGAAGAUGAUGAGGAGGAAGAGGAUGAAGAUGCCUCAGGGGGUGAUCAGGACCAAGAAGAAAGAAGAUGGAACAAAAGGACUCAGCAGAUGCUUCAUGGCCUUCAGCGAGCUCUUGCUAAAACUGGAGCUGAAUCUAUCAGUUUGCUUGAGUUAUGUCGAAACACAAACAGAAAGCAAGCUGCAGCAAAGUUCUACAGCUUCUUGGUUCUUAAAAAGCAGCAAGCUAUUGAGCUAACACAGGAAGAACCAUACAGCGACAUCAUCGCCACACCUGGACCAAGGUUCCAUAUUAUAUGAGGAGCUAGAAGCAUUAUAGCUAGUGUUCAUUUCACUAGUGCGUACAACUUGCCCCCAUGUGUAGGGCACACAGAACCUUUCAAGAAAAUUUAGAUGUUCGUCUGUACAAAGUCUUUGCCUUUUUCUUUCCUCAUUUUUCCCAGCAUUUUUAAUGUAUCGAUUUCAUCUUUAAGGGAAACUGAUUAUAUGCGUUGUGUUCUGAUGGAGAAAACAGCACCCCAAGGACUCAGAAGACUUAUUUUAACAGUUCAGAACAGAUGUGUGCAAUAUUGGUGCAUGUAAUAAUGUUGAGUAGCAGUCAAAAGUCAUGGUUUUUAUCUUGUUCUCUGUUACUACAUUGAAAAGAACCCGUCUGGGAAAAAAGCCUGACAGUUUAAGAGCUAUGGGCUGAGUUUUUGACAGGGGAAAACACAAUGUCUUUCCAUCAGUAACAACAGCAAAUAUUUUUAUUAACCACUGUAUUUAGGGAUGGUACCUGAAACAUCAGAGGUAAUCCUCUUAAUAGUGUUUUAAGCUGUAAUUCCAUAAUGAGCAAGGGUGUACGUGAAAUUGUGUUGUGGCUGGCCCCCUUCAACUAUAAAAAGAUAGGACUGACUUGGUGUAAAGUGGUCUAUUUUGUAAAUCAUUCCAUUUGAGUCUUUCUGAUGAACUUUGCUAUCCUGAAAUCUGUUAUUUUAGUGAGGCUCCAAAAUGAGCAGGAAUAGGCUUAAUUAGAGUAGAAUGACUAUUAAAAAACAUUUAUACCUUUCCAAGAGCUACAAAUCAGAGUUCUAAAAGAAGUUUGGAUGUAUUUGAGUAUUCAGAUCAUGAAAAUAAAAAUCACCUUGCCUACUAAAAGGACAGAGUGAUGGGAAAUUAUACACCUGGUUGACUUAACCUUUAAGCAGACAAUGCUGUAAAAACUAAUGGCUUCUCUGAUAUUUAUUAUAAAUUCUAAUACUGAUCUCUUUCCAAUGCUGCACACUCCUGCGUGUUUGGAACUUUAUUUUAAUAGCUUUGCAACUGAAAUCCUGUAUCCAGUUUCCUGUAAUUUAGUUGAAGAAAAAUACAGCUCCAAAUAAGGGUUUUAUUAUUAACAGACCAGAUAGUACCAGAAAUCAUGUGACAAUUAUGAUUGUCAAAACAUGUCUUAACUUUUUAGGACAAAAUUAACAAUGAAAGUUCUAGCUUAAGUGUUGGCACUUUUGUGGGAAAAAUCAUUUUUAAAACUCAGAAAUCAGUGUAUACCCAGUAAUUUUAAAUUAUGUGAAAUGUUUUAAAUUUGUGAACUCGUAAUUACUGUUUUAAUGAUUCAGUUUCUUGAGAGUAAUAAUUGUAUAAAAUGCUGUUGCAUCUUGAUUUUCAAUAUGACGUGCCUGUAAACCAUGGAUCUCCUCCCUUUGUACAAAGACAUUGUAGAUAAUUGAAUGUUUGAUUAUAGAAAGGUCAUUAGUUUCUUGUUACACAUUUUGUUAGUCUGGUUUUUGUUGCUUAUCGGGUUUAAUAUUCUUGAAAAUAGUUGAUGCUAUGUUAUGUAUAACUUUUCUAAUAAAAGUUGUGUUAUAAGCUGUAAA